This is a messenger RNA of Odontomachus brunneus, 1824 nucleotides long. RefSeq names its product aminoacylase-1-like. NCBI's taxonomy places the organism in Eukaryota, Metazoa, Arthropoda, Insecta, Hymenoptera, Formicidae. Gene Ontology annotation, cellular component: cytoplasm. Bases 34 to 1410 code for a protein of 458 amino acids. The transcript has 5 exons. Gene Ontology annotation, molecular function: aminoacylase activity. Gene Ontology annotation, biological process: amino acid metabolic process. The record is from RefSeq and is a predicted model, not a curated record.
CGUCGCGCUUCGCCAUGACAGCUCGUGAUACGCAUGCGCGCGAAAGUUGCUCCUCCGGCGACACCGAGGCGCGAGGCGCGAUACGCAGGCAUCAUUCGGCGCGACGUUUGCUGGAGGCACGGUCGAGUUUGGCUAAUUGUCGACUCCAACAAACGACUAUACACGAAAAAACAAGCACGAACAGGCAACGCACCAAACGCAACGAUGUCUUCGCCUUCGCAACUGGAUGCAACGGCUGUGGAGAAUUUCCGCGAGUACUUGCGGAUACCAUCGGUGCAGCCGGACAUUAAUUACGAUGAUUGCGUGACGUUCUUGCGCAAACAGGCCGAGUCCCUCGACUUGCCGAUUAAGAUCUACCAUGUAUAUCCCAAAAGACCAAUUGUGGUUCUUACGUGGGUAGGAACGAAGCCGAAGAAGCCGGCUAUUCUUUUGAACAGUCACAUGGAUGUCGUGCCAGUUUUCGAGGAAAACUGGACCUACCCGCCGUUCGGCGCGCACAUGGACGAGAAAGGCAACAUCUACGCGCGCGGCAGUCAGGACAUGAAAUGCGUCGGCAUUCAGUACUUGGAGGCGAUCCGCAGACUGAAGAUCAACGGACAACGCUUGCCGCGAACCAUUCACAUUUCCUUCGUGCCGGACGAGGAGAUCGGCGGGGUCCUCGGCAUGAAGGACUUUGUGCACACCGAGGACUUCAAGUCACUGAACAUCGGCUUCGCCUUGGACGAGGGCGUCGCCUGUCCGCAGGAUCACUUCUACAUGUUCUACGGCGAGAGGUCGAUCUGGCACGUGGAGAUAAACUGCGCUGGCAGUACCGGCCACGGCUCGAUCAUCAUGGACAACACGGCCGCGGAGAAGCUGACGUACAUAAUCAAUCGCUUCAUGGAACUCAGAGCGGCCGAAAGGGCGAAACUGAUGAAUCCUAUGAAUCCUAUGAAGUUGGGCGAUGUGACGUCUGUGAAUCUUACGAAAAUCAAUGGUGGCGUACAGACCAACGUGAUACCCAAAGAAAUUACUGUUAUGUUCGAUGUUCGCGUAGCGCCUACUGUCGAUCACGAAGAAUUGGAGGCUACCAUUAAACGCUGGUGCGAAGAGGCCGGGCCGAAUGUGACCUACUCGUUCGAGGAGAAAAAUCCCAAAGUCGAGAACACAAAGCUCGACGAAUCCAAUCCUUUCUGGAUCGCUUUUAAAAAUAGCUGCGAGGAACAAGGUAUCGAACUGGAGAUCGGUAUCUUCCCGGGAGGCACGGAUAGCCGUUACGUGCGCUCGGUGGGCAUUCCCGCUAUAUGCUUCUCGCCGAUGAAUAAAACAAAGAUACUUUUGCACGAUCACGAUGAAUAUCUCAACAAAGACAUAUUCCUCAAAGGAAUAGAGAUCUACACCAAACUAAUACCAGCUGUCGCGAGUGUUUAAAAGCAUGAACAUAUAUAUUUAUACUCCAUAUUAGAAUGCUAUUAGUCAGUUACUAAUUAAUUAAUUACCAUUAAUUACAAAUCACUCAGCAUGUCAGUGAUAUGCUUAUCAUUAUCAGCGUCUUGAGUGUGAAGAACUGAUAAUUAUAUGUACUAUAUGUGUUAAGUUCAUAUAUCUAUUGCAUUAUACCGAUGUUAAGCGAUUUUAUGAUUUUAUCGCUGUUAAAAAUUCACCUCAUAUAUUCGUUAUCUUUAUAAAGUUAUAUUCUUGAAGAAAGUAAUAUAUAAAAGCACAAGACACGCAAGAAAUGUAAAAGUUCCUCAAUGCCUCGUAAUGCUAAGGAUAAAAUAAAUCGAACGUCGUACGUGAUUCUAAAAUUGUAAAUAUGAUAACAAUAAAGAUAAUGUUACAUAA